Molecule: messenger RNA, 1098 nt
Organism: Lachancea lanzarotensis
Lineage: Eukaryota; Fungi; Ascomycota; Saccharomycetes; Saccharomycetales; Saccharomycetaceae
Gene: RMR1
Product: LALA0S06e08570g1_1
Exons: 1
Coding region: 1-1098 (365 amino acids)
Source: RefSeq, a predicted model, not a curated record
AUGAAUGAAGCUUCUCCUGAUGCGCCAGUACAGGCUCAAAGUACUUCUGCCAGUCUUCCAACUGUGGAAAGCCUUUCAAAAGAGGUCAGUUUAGAUGUCAAAGCACCCAAUUCUGAAGAAACAAACGCCGAACCAGAAGCAUCUGAAAAACCCGAGGAUGGUGCUUCUAACGAAGUCGAGGAACCAAUAAAAGAGGACGAAACCACCUUCAACUUGGAAGAUGUGAGAGUUCCAGAGACGGAUGUUACUGUCGGUGAUGACAAAGGCCUUCAAGAGAAAACUAAUCAUGUUAGCCAACCGGAUGAUAGAAACGAAGGGGAUGGCGAUAACGACUCAAUAAUUGAUAUAGUGUCUGAAAGUGAGGUAAAUGAAGCUGCGAAACAACUGUUGAGCGCAAAAGCUCCCCAGAUAAGGGUCAAUUACAAGGAUGGAGAUUUCCUACUGCUAGGGGAGUACGAUGGAGACAACGCUGGAGAAUGGGACAGUAGUAAAAUAAUAUGCAAGGAUUCAGCUGAUUUACAUCGUGGCUGUCACAUCGUAUUUGGUCGACUGCGAUUAUUUUUACAGAAUACCAAUCGUCCACUAGAUUUGUUGUCACGGGAGUUGCAAAUGGAGUUCCCUGACUUGGAUUUAACCCUCGAAGAAGACAACAUGUACAACAAGGACAUCACUAUCAAUGACAUCGUGUCGAUGUUUAAGAUUCUCAAGGACAAUUCUAUCAAAAAGUGUGAGCCAAAUGUACCCACGAUUAUCACCGUAAAUGUGAGCACAAAGUCGCGAUUUGUGUCGCGCUACAAUUCCCUGGUGGAAAUGUUGACCGGUGAAGCUACUUUUUCCAACAUUCGGGUCUUCAGCAACGAUGAAAGUCACCCAGUUCUGCUGGACGACGGCGAGCAGCCUGAAAGCAAAGAAACGGAGGUGAUUGUGAUGUCCUCUGACGACGAAAAGGACGGGGAGAAUGGGGUCCAAGAGCAACCUGCCGAGAUAGGUCCUCCACCUGUGGGGCAACCUGUGGUCGAGGACCUCAGUCCGAACUCUCUCGAUGCUGAUUCACCAGGUGCUCUCAAACGGAAAAGAGAUGUGGAAGAAAGACACUGA